Molecule: messenger RNA, 915 nt
Organism: Procambarus clarkii (red swamp crayfish)
Lineage: Eukaryota; Metazoa; Arthropoda; Malacostraca; Decapoda; Cambaridae
Source: RefSeq, a predicted model, not a curated record
AUGACUGUAGAGCGUGAACGAAUACAACUUUAUUUCGUUCAUACGAAAAUAUAUGCAGUCGGUGACCUGCGUAGCAGUGAGGUAGCCUCUAAGAGGACGACGACGCCAGAGUUCCACGACGCCAGAGUUCCACGACGCCAGAGUUCCACGACGCCAGAGUUCCACGACGCCAGAGUUCCACGACGCAUAGAGUUCCACGACGCCAGAGUUCCACGACGCCAGAGUUCCACGACGCCAGAGUUCCACGACGCCAGAGCUCCACGACGCCAGAGCUCCUCGACGCCAGAGGUCAACAAUCGCUCCUCGACGCCAGAGGUCCACGACGCCAGAGCUGACCACACGCCAGAGCUCCACGACGCCAGAGCUCCACGACGCCAGAGCUCCACGACGCCAGAGUUCCACGACGCCAGAGCUCCACGACGCCAGAGCUCCACGACGCCAGAGCUCCACGACGCCAGAGUUCCACGACGCCAGAGCUCCACGACGCCAGAGCUCCACGACGCCAUAGUUCCACGACGCCAGAGCUCCACGACGCCAGAGCUCCACGACGCCAGAGCUCCACGACGCCAGAGCUCCACGACGCCAGAGUUCCACGACGCCAGAGCUCCACGACGCCAGAGUUCCACGACGCCAGAGCUCCACGACGCCAGAGCUCCACGACGCCAGAGUUCCACGACGCCAGAGCUCCACGACGCCAGAGUUCCACGACGCCAGAGUUCCACGACGCCAGAGCUCCACGACGCCAGAGUUCCACGACGCCAGAGUUCCACGACGCCAGAGCUCCACGACGCCAGAGCUCCACGACGCCAGAGCUCCACGACGCCAGAGCUCCACGACGCCAGAGCUCCACGACGCCAGAGCUCCACGACAAUGGACACGUCAAGUCGCUGUAAAUAUGCUGUAAACAAAACAUAA